AUGUCGGCUGCAAGACCACAUGACUUGACAAUCGGAUUGUUGGGGACAGAGGUCCCAAAGAAUAGUCCUAUUGUACAAUGGAACUAUGGACACACUACAAUAUUGCCAGCAGUGUAUGACAGUCACAAUAUCAAUGUCUGCAACACUAUCGACAUCCCAAUCAUCAAAUACCUUGCUCAAUGUCCAGCGUCUUCACUGGAUUCAAAAUAUGUGGUUCACAUCUCCAAUAAUGACCUUCCAAUACACAACAUGCUGGAUCCAAUCAGCAACUCACUGAGUAAAACAAAUGUCAUGGCCCAUGCAAUCGAUCAUACAAGGGUAACUAAGGCGGGGCUUCUCAAAGAUUUCUUCAAAUUCAUGAAGGAUCUAGAAGCGAUACAAUGUGUGUUGGACAUUCCACUCAUGCAGGCAUCACUCCCAGAUGCCUUGAAAAAUCUCGAUCAUGGCCUUAUUCAUGGGUGGAACCACACAACAUAUAACAUCCCAAUCUCAUCCAAGGUACAUCCAGAAAACUUCACUGUCAAGGGGUGGGCUCUCCUACACCACGCUGGAUUCUUGACAUAUCCUCAUCACAAUGUGGAGGGGGCCUUGACAUGGGUGAGGAUGGAAGUAGGUGUCAAGUUUUGGGUCGUAUUUUGGCUAAAGAAUUGA
Messenger RNA from Suillus paluster, 651 nucleotides. RefSeq lists its product as uncharacterized. NCBI's taxonomy places the organism in Eukaryota, Fungi, Basidiomycota, Agaricomycetes, Boletales, Suillaceae. The transcript is spliced from 3 exons. The record is from RefSeq and is a predicted model, not a curated record. Bases 1 to 651 code for a protein of 216 amino acids.